AGGGGGGUGCCACCCGCUCUGCCCCAGAUCACGUUUGCCACCCACAGCCAACCACUCUUGUCCAAGUCCGCGGGCAAGAGGCGAUUGGGGGCAAGCGAGCUCGGCACCCCAGGCUCCGUCCUGUCCCCGCCGGCCCGAGGCGGAAUAUCCUGCCCUCCAGGCCACCUCCCCACGGUGGAAUCCGAGCGGCGGCCUCGCAGGAAGGCAGAAGCGAAAUGUAGCGAGCCGGGUGUCGCGGUUGGACGCUCGCCUUGGCUGGGAGUGUAGCGGGGCACACGCUGGGGCUCGAGGAGGACGGCUGAGGGGGAGGAGUGAUGAGAAGAGGGGGUACCCUGCAUCCCCCGAUACCGCGGGCCCCUGCUGCCACUCUCCCGGCGCCCUUCAUCCCCAGCGAGGCGCAGGUAUUCCACACAGAUUCUUGUGACUUUAAGGACCAGGCAACUGAGAAAGUACAAGAUCUUCUCAAGAAGGGAGGAGACCUCUGGGAGAGAGGGAAAAGACAGCAGGCACUGUCCUGGGACCAGCUGAGCCCAAGGUGCUGUGGGAAGCUGAGAGCACCCAGCAGGAGUGGGAAGAAGCCCCAGCCUCAGACUGAAGUUGUGUUCUGAACAAUCUGAAUUCAUUCAGCUUUUCACAAGAGGGCUGGCUGCAGCAUCAGGCACUCCAGACUCAGGUUGAGCUCAUCUCUUCUGCAUGCCCCUGCUCUGAGGAGCUGGCCACUGAGAACCAAAGAAAUCCACCCCCCACCCCAAGCAUAGUGCAGAGCUGGGGGCAGGCACCAGCACUCACCCCUAGUGGCAGCUGCUGCAUCUGGUGUGAGGCGUUUGUUUCCUUCCAGCUCCAGGCUGCAUUGCUUGAUGGGGCUGCCUUUUGGUAGAUCAGUUUUUAUAGUGCCAGGUAGGAGUGGAGAGCCGUGGGAAGAGGUCCCGCGGCACUCAAGCUUGGGUUCGGCCCAAGACUAAGUUCUUUCCCGAGUUAGAGUCAGAGGAAGAAAGAAAAAUAAAUAAAUUCUCCCCUCCUCUCCUCCCUGCCUGUCAUGUCCUCUAAGCCAGAGCCAAAGGACAUCCACCAGCCGAACGGUACUGGCCCUACUCCUUCUCCCUGCUCUUCGGAUGGCCCUGGGCGAGAGCCCUUGGCUGGGACCUCAGAGUUCCUGGGGCCUGAUGGGGCUGGGGUGGAGGUGGUGGUGAUUGAGUCUCGGGCUAACGCCAAGGGAGUUCGGGAGGAGGACGCACUGCUGGAGAAUGGGAGCCAGAGCAAUGAAAGUGACGACGUCAGCACAGACCGCGGCCCUGCGCCACCCUCCCCACUCAAGGAGACCUCCUUUUCCAUUGGACUGCAAGUGCUGUUCCCCUUCCUCCUGGCAGGCUUUGGGACCGUGGCAGCUGGCAUGGUGCUGGACAUUGUGCAGCACUGGGAGGUCUUCCAGAAGGUGACAGAGGUCUUCAUCCUGGUGCCUGCACUGCUGGGGCUCAAAGGGAACUUGGAAAUGACCCUGGCGUCGAGGCUGUCCACUGCAGCCAACAUUGGACAAAUGGACACACCUAAGGAGCUCUGGCGGAUGAUCACGGGGAAUAUGGCUCUCAUCCAGGUUCAGGCCACAGUGGUGGGCUUCCUGGCAUCCAUCGCAGCUGUCGUCUUUGGCUGGAUCCCUGAUGGCCACUUUAGCAUCCCACAUGCCUUCCUGUUGUGCGCCAGCAGUGUGGCCACAGCCUUCAUUGCCUCCUUGGUGCUGGGUAUGAUCAUGAUUGGAGUCAUCAUUGGGUCUCGAAAAAUUGGGAUCAACCCAGACAAUGUGGCCACGCCCAUCGCUGCUAGCUUGGGCGACCUCAUCACCUUGGCACUCCUCUCAGGCAUCAGCUGGGGACUCUACCUGGAAUUGAAGCACUGGCGAUACAUCUAUCCCCUGGUAUGUGCCUUCUUUGUGGCCCUGCUGCCUGUCUGGGUGGUGCUGGCCCGAAGGAGCCCAGCCACAAGGGAGGUCUUGUAUUCAGGCUGGGAGCCUGUCAUCAUUGCCAUGGCCAUCAGCAGUGUGGGCGGCCUCAUCUUGGACAAGACUGUAUCAGACCCCAACUUUGCAGGAAUGGCUGUCUUCACACCUGUGAUUAAUGGUGUUGGGGGCAAUCUGGUGGCUGUGCAGGCCAGCCGCAUCUCCACCUUCCUCCACAUGAAUGGCAUGCCAGGGGAGAACUCUGAGCCAACUCCUCGCCGCUGCCCCAGUCCAUGCACCACCUUCUUCAGCCCUGACGUGAAUUCACGCUCAGCCCGGGUCCUCUUCCUCCUUGUGGUCCCAGGACACCUGGUGUUCCUCUACACCAUCAGCUGUAUGCAGGGCGGACACACCACCCUCACUCUCAUCUUCAUUAUCUUCUACAUGACAGCUGCACUGCUCCAGGUGCUGAUUCUCCUGUACAUCGCAGACUGGAUGGUGCACUGGAUGUGGGGGCGGGGCCUGGACCCGGACAACUUCUCCAUCCCAUACUUGACUGCUUUGGGGGACCUGCUUGGCACUGGGCUCCUAGCACUCAGCUUC
Cricetulus griseus (Chinese hamster) is the source of this 2533-nucleotide messenger RNA. The record is from RefSeq and is a predicted model, not a curated record. Lineage: Eukaryota; Metazoa; Chordata; Mammalia; Rodentia; Cricetidae.